This is a messenger RNA of Arvicanthis niloticus (Nile rat), 8455 nucleotides long. NCBI's taxonomy places the organism in Eukaryota, Metazoa, Chordata, Mammalia, Rodentia, Muridae. The record is from RefSeq and is a predicted model, not a curated record.
CAGUAGCAGCAACGGCAGCAACAGCGGCAGCCCUGAGGAGAGUAAGGCGGCCGCGUCGGCAGCCGCUCGCUCAUCAGGCGGAACCUCGAACUGCCCGGAGGUCGCAGGCGCCGAGGCAUUUGUCAUUUCCGACCCGGCUCGGUGCUCCCGGCCCUGGCUGGGCAGGGCAGAGUGCCCCUGGGGAGGGGCGGAGCUGUAGAUAUGGCAUAAAAUAAUUUCUUCAAGAUUGGACAACUGGUGACCUGCUGUUUCUGAUAGCCUUAAGCUGACUUUAUAGCCAUAGAGAAACCUCACGGAAUUGCAUUGUUGUUUUCUGCUUUAUACCAUUUCUGGCACUUAAGUUCACCCUGCAACCAUGUAUGGAAGUGCUCGGUCAGUGGGGAAAGUGGAACCAAGCAGCCAGAGUCCUGGGCGGUCACCGCGGCUUCCUCGGUCCCCUCGCUUAGGUCAUCGGCGAACAAAUAGUACAGGAGGGAGUUCUGGAAACAGUGUUGGAGGUGGCAGUGGGAAAACACUUUCGAUGGAGAAUAUACAGUCCUUAAAUGCUGCCUAUGCUACAUCUGGCCCUAUGUACCUAAGUGACCAUGAAAAUGUGGGUGCAGAAACACCUAAAAGCACCAUGACACUUGGCCGUUCUGGAGGACGCCUGCCUUAUGGUGUUAGGAUGACUGCUAUGGGCAGUAGCCCCAACAUAGCAAGCAGUGGGGUUGCUAGUGAUACCAUAGCAUUUGGAGAACAUCACCUCCCUCCUGUUAGUAUGGCAUCCACUGUACCUCACUCUCUUCGUCAGGCAAGAGAUAACACCAUCAUGGAUCUGCAGACACAGCUGAAGGAAGUAUUACGAGAAAAUGAUCUUUUGAGGAAAGAUGUGGAAGUAAAGGAGAGCAAAUUAAGUUCUUCAAUGAAUAGCAUCAAGACCUUCUGGAGCCCAGAGCUGAAGAAAGAGCGGGCCUUGAGAAAAGAUGAAGCUUCCAAAAUCACCAUUUGGAAGGAGCAGUACCGAGUUGUGCAGGAAGAAAACCAGCACAUGCAGAUGACAAUCCAGGCUCUCCAGGAUGAGCUUCGGAUUCAGAGGGACUUGAAUCAGCUGUUUCAGCAGGACAGCAGUGGCAGGACUGGGGAGCCUUGUGUGGCAGAGCUGACCGAGGAGAACUUCCAGAGGCUGCACGCUGAGCACGAGAGGCAAGCCAAAGAGUUGUUUCUUCUGCGGAAGACCCUGGAGGAAAUGGAGCUGCGGAUUGAGACGCAGAAGCAGACCCUCAGUGCUCGGGACGAGUCCAUUAAGAAGCUGCUGGAGAUGCUGCAGAGCAAAGGGCUCUCCGCCAAAGCUACGGAGGAGGACCACGAGCGGACAAGACGGCUGGCGGAGGCAGAGAUGCACGUCCACCACCUAGAGAGCCUUUUGGAGCAGAAGGAAAAAGAGAAUAAUAUGUUGAGAGAGGAGAUGCACCGGAGAUUUGAGAAUGCCCCUGAUUCUGCCAAGACAAAAGCCUUGCAAACUGUUAUUGAAAUGAAGGAUUCAAAAAUUUCUUCCAUGGAGCGUGGGCUCCGAGACCUGGAGGAGGAAAUUCAGAUGUUGAAAUCAAAUGGGGCUUUGAGUACUGAAGAGCGGGAGGAAGAGAUGAAACAAAUGGAGGUGUACAGGAGCCACUCUAAAUUUAUGAAGAAUAAGGUAGAGCAACUGAAGGAGGAGCUAAGUUCCAAAGAUGCUCAAGGGGAGGAGCUGAAAAAGAGAGCGGCUGGUCUGCAGUCUGAGAUUGGCCAGGUGAAACAGGAAUUGUCCAGAAAGGACACAGAAUUACUAGCCUUACAGACAAAGCUAGAAACUCUCACGAACCAAUUCUCAGACAGUAAGCAGCAUAUUGAGGUGCUGAAGGAGUCCCUCACUGCUAAGGAGCAAAGGGCUGCCAUCCUGCAGACUGAGGUGGAUGCUCUUCGAUUGCGUUUGGAAGAAAAGGAGACUAUGCUGAAUAAAAAAACCAAACAAAUUCAAGAUAUGGCUGAGGAGAAGGGCACACAAGCUGGAGAGAUACAAGACCUCAAGGACAUGCUGGACGUGAAGGAGCGGAAGGUCAAUGUUCUCCAGAAGAAGAUAGAAAAUCUUCAGGAACAACUAAGAGAUAAAGAGAAGCAGAUGAGCAGCUUGAAAGAGCGAGUGAAGUCUCUGCAGGCGGACACGACUACGGACACAGCUCUGACAACACUGGAGGAGGCUCUUGCAGAUAAAGAGCGGACAAUUGAACGUUUAAAGGAGCAGCGGGACAGAGAUGAGCGAGAGAAGCAAGAGGAGAUUGAUACCUAAAAAGAUCUUAAAGACUUGAAAGAAAAAGUCAGCCUUAUUGCAAGGAGACCUUCAGAGAAGGAGACUUCUCUCUUGGAUCUCAAAGAGCAUGCUUCUUCCCUGGCUUCCUCAGGACUAAAAAAGGACUCACGGCUCAAGACCCUAGAAAUUGCUCUUGAGCAGAAGAAGGAAGAGUGCCUAAAAAUGGAGUCACAGUUGAAAAAGGCACAUGAAGCAACAUUGGAAGCCAGAGCCAGUCCAGAAAUGAGUGACCGAAUACAGCAAUUGGAGAGAGAGAUUGCCAGGUAUAAAGAUGAAUCCAGCAAGGCCCAAACAGAAGUUGACCGUCUCUUGGAAAUCUUGAAAGAGGUGGAAAAUGAGAAGAAUGACAAAGAUAAGAAGAUAGCUGAGUUGGAAAGUCUCACCUCAAGGCAGGUGAAAGACCAGAAUAAGAAGGUAGCAAAUCUGAAGCACAAGGAACAGGUGGAGAAGAAGAAGAGUGCACAGAUGCUGGAGGAGGCCCGGAGACGGGAGGACAGUCUCAGCGACAGCUCUCAGCAACUGCAGGACAGUCUUCGUAAGAAGGAUGACAGGAUUGAAGAGCUGGAAGAAGCACUGAGAGAAAGUGUACAGAUAACUGCAGAGCGUGAAAUGGUGCUGGCACAAGAGGAAUCAGCCAGGACCAAUGCUGAGAAACAGGUGGAAGAGCUGUUGAUGGCUAUGGAGAAGGUGAAGCAGGAACUGGAGUCCAUGAAAGCUAAGCUGUCCUCCACGCAGCAGUCUCUGGCUGAGAAGGAGACGCAUCUAACCAACCUCCGGGCAGAGAGAAGGAAACACUUAGAGGAAGUUCUGGAAAUGAAGCAAGAAGCUCUUCUGGCUGCUAUCAGCGAAAAGGAUGCUAACAUAGCUCUUCUGGAGCUUUCAUCCUCAAAGAAAAAGACUCAAGAAGAAGUGGCUGCACUGAAACGGGAGAAGGACCGCCUGGUACAACAGCUCAAACAGCAGACACAAAAUCGAAUGAAACUGAUGGCUGACAACUAUGAGGAUGAUCACUUCAGAUCCUCCCGUUCCAAUCAGACGAACCAUAAACCCUCCCCAGACCAGAUCAUCCAGCCCCUCUUAGAACUUGACCAAAAUAGAAGCAAGUUAAAGUUGUAUAUUGGACACCUGACAGCCCUCUGCCAUGACCGAGACCCCUUAAUCCUCCGUGGACUCACUCCACCAGCUUCUUAUAAUGCAGAUGGUGAACAGGCAGCUUGGGAGAAUGAGCUGCAGAAGAUGACUCAGGAGCAGCUUCAGAAUGAGUUGGAGAGAGUUGAAGGGGACAACGCCGAGCUGCAGGAGUUCGCCAACACCAUUCUCCAGCAGAUAGCUGAUCACUGCCCUGACAUCCUCGAACAAGUGGUCAAUGCCCUGGAAGAGUCCUCCUGACAUGCUCCAAGGAAGGUGACCAAGCAGAGGAGAACCUGAGGAACGGGUGUCUGAGCCGCCUCUACACCAGACCCUGCCAGCUGGACAUGUCAGCCCAGCCAUUGUGUCUGUCAUCGUCCUCUGCCUUCCGCUUUGAAUGUUGCCUGCACCAAUCUCCUGGGUCUCCAUGAAGAACUGCCCUCAGCAUCAGCAGUGGAGAGCUGGGAGCUGCACUCGGCCCUUCCAGGAACAGGAAGCCGGAAGCCAGUCAGCUCAUCUGGAGCCCACUCACAGUCUGUGCUUUGGGAGCCUGAAGCUGAAGCAUUAGCAUGAGUGCUUUCUCCUGGGGGGAAGAGGUGACCAGGGACAAAGAGAAGAGUGAGUGCUCCUUUCUGCUGUGCUGCCCUUAUGUUUACCCAGGCACAGGCCUGCUUCGUGCAGCUUAGCUCUCAGCCUGUUGCCUGUCUCACCUUCACUGCUUUUAGUUGACAAGAGGAGGAUAUUCACAGUGGUUACCCUGAUCAUUCUUCUUUAAGACCUUUGGCCUUCCCAUGCUACAUUCUUAGGUUAAAUGUCUGACUGAAGAGAAAAGGGCUUAGUAUGUAGGGCCCUGUUGUCAUUGCUUACAGUUUUGCUCCUCAGAAGAUGUCCUGGAGGGCCAGGCCAAUUCCUCCUGAACAUCACCCACAAUGCUCUCUGCUCCCACCACCUUGUCCCAAGCUGCUGUAGAACAGGGGUUGCUGGAGUAUGUGAUCCACUGCCCACCUUCUCAGCUUUACUCUUAAGGUACAGUCCCAGAGCCACGGCCUCGUACCUGCCUAGAAACUUCUUUUGGUACAACUGAGUUUGUCUUAAUUAACAUGCAUUCCCUCCUCCAUUCAUUCAUUCAAAAAAUGUUAUGAAAUGCGUUCUGUGUACACAUCAGUGUGCACAGAGCCCAUACUUGGAAAAGCCUCGGUAGGGACGGUGUGGACCUCCUGUGAGACAUGCUCAGUUGAACCUUGGCAGGGAACACAUACCUUCCCCCUUCUGGCUUCCCAGACCAGCAUUCUUUGUUCUCUACUCUCAUGGCACCUGUAGGCUUGGGUGAGCCACCUCCCCUCCUGGAAGAGCCCAUUAAGUAGGUCAGGGUCUUUGCUGUCAGCGUUAUUACCCUGAAACGUUCUGUCUAAGGGACUUUAUGUGCUCAUUUGUGUCAGCUGACUGCUUAACACAGCUAUGCACACCUCAUGGUCUUGGCCAGCGCUGUGCUGAAACCAGACGCAGACCCAGUUGAAUGUCUAGGCAUUUUGCAGAUUCCCCCCACCCACCCACCAGGUGUAGAGGACAUAGUCAGGCACUAAGAGAGUACAGCUCAAGUCUAGUUCUUCAUUCCUGAAGCAGACUCAUGACACUGCUGUCUUCUAAUGAGGCUGCUAAGGCCUCUCGGCCUGCAUUUCCCCCUCUGCCCAGUUUCACUCCCAAAGCAAUUUAACACUGCCCACAACCCUUGCAGCCCUCAGCCUAGGACAUCAUGCAGACACUGCUGUCACAGUCACUUGAUGGUCACAGCCCUGGCUCCCCUUCUUCCCUGCCAUAAAGUGUCCCUUUGUGUGGGAUACUGGAGGGAGUUCCUCAUGAGGGUUUGGGUGGACUCUACGUGAACCUGUCAUGGAGGUGCUUUUGGAGGUCCUGGCCUGGCCACCAGGAAUAUGGAAAUGAGGCCAAAAAAGUGAUAAUCAUUGCUGCUCGGUUCUCUUAAUUUUUUUUAUUGUCCCAUCCAUGAAUCCUGUAGAAGACCCCAGUACUUCAGGAUAGGAAAGUUGGAAUCUUAUUUUAUUUCCCUAACAUAAGGAACCACUACCUAGUAACAGCUUCACAGGCUACAAUGGAAUCCAGAAAACUUUUAGAAGAGUCCAGGCCCACAGGAGUAGCCUAGCACUGCCACUGGCCAGCUGCUGCUCCAGCUGUUCUGUGAGGGAUCACCACAGGCAGGCCUCCUUACAUGUACCCAUUUGGUGUUUAUUAGCAGAAGUACCAUCUGCUACCCUAACUAACUGGACAUAUGACCCACUCCACCAGUUCCUUCUCCAUCAGGUACCUCCAGAGAGGUUGCAGGAACCCUGUAAGACACAUGCUUGUUUGAGAAGUCAUGUUUGUAAGGCAGACCUUGUCUGAUCUCUGCACCACAGCAAAGGGUUCUCCUCCUCGGUGGUGAUCCAGCAACUCAGAUGGUUCUGGAGACUGGAGCUAAAGUUGAACCAUAAAUGUAGUCUUUGUGUGGGCAAAGUUAACAGGGGAGCUGGCUUUCAGAUCCUGCUGACUACCAUUCAGUAUUUACCAAAUGCAUGGCUGCCAUUGCACAGUCGUCAUGCACGUGUGUUCCAUAAGGUAGCUGGCCUCGAGAGCCCACUGCAGGUUGGCUAGGGUCACCCCUGUCUCUGCACUCCAUCGGCAAGCGCCAUAGCCUUCACACCUCCCUCCAGGCCUUCCUCACUGCUUCCCUCCAGGUCUGUGAAGAAGGGUCAAAGCAAAGAUAUGUCGCUAUGAAGGGUGUGACACCCACGGGCCUAAGUCCCAGCUGACACUGUGUCAGCAAUGUCUACCCCAAGUGACAGUAGGAAAAAAAGAGGGCUGGAAGCCAACCUGGGGCUCCUAGCUCUGCAUGCCUUAGUAGACUCUGUCCCCAGCCCUCAUUGAGUGACUGGUGGCACAUCUGACUGGGAUUAGCAAGUACUUAAAGACAUUUAAGAUGGGACAGUGGGCUUUAGCGACUCAGAAAUGUGGAGGGGGUCGUCCAGUUCCUGCCAGCCUUUAUUCUCACUAGAGAAGGCCUGAGUGUACCUCUUCCUCACCAGUGGGCUUUAGAAACCCUAGGAGAGCAGACUGGAAUGAGACCACCAAUGGUGUUGGAGGCCCCACUGUGGCUGGCUGUGUCCUGUCCAUCUGUUUGGCCUCCUGGGAAGAAAGUGUUGGCUCAAUUUCUUUCUCAGGAGAGAUGAAGUCAGUGCAGAUGGUUCUCACGUGCUACUGUCCUACCCUCCGCUGUUGACACUGGGUCUGGCUUGGCAUCACACCCUCCUAUGUGACUGAAGCACAGACUCACUGGCCUCCCUCCAGGUCUUUGAAGAAGGGUCAAAGCAAGGAUAUGUCGCUCCAUAGGAUGUGACACCCACAGGCCUAAGUCCCUCCAGACCCUGUGUCAGCAGUGUCGGUAACUCUCAAGUCUGCCUCACCUCCUGCCUGCAGAGUCCAGAGCCAUGGGAAAGGAGCCAGAGGGAUGAGGCUGCACCACAGGCCUGUCGGGCACCCGCUGUCACUGCCAGUCUUGGAGAUUCUGACUGCUCUCAGACAUGUUCCUUCCUGUGAACCAAGAGGAUGUUCAGGGAAAAAGAAAACAUGCUUUACCCGGGGAUCCUUCUGAACAAAAUGGCUGUCUGUACUCUUUUUAAACAGAAACUGUCAAACUUUUUAGUGUCAAAAUUGUAACCAACUGUCUCCUGAUUCUUCCCAGUGUGUUUGGCAAGUGCUGUGACCCCGUUGUAGGUGUUUCUCCUCCUGUCUCUUCUGAGGGAUAAGUGACUUGAGGGAGCGGUGCCUGUCCUGCUCCUGCCACCUCUCGUUUCUCUGCUUGUUGAUAUUGUUUGUGUGAUUCAGAGAACGGGGCAGUUACAUUGUGUCCAUUGUUGAGAAUAUUAAAAUAUUAAAAAAGUAGUUAUAGAACUAAGAAAUUAAAGAGCUGUGUUUUAAAAGAUGCAAACCCAUAAAUAUCAUGUUAACAAAGGAAUUCAAGCUAUGGGCAGCCUAGCUCCUCCCCCUCUAGGUUGGUGCAGUGGUAGCCAGGCCAGCCCUUGGGAGACACACUGACUACACCUGAGUUAGGUGACUGCCUGGGAACAAGACACCUGCUCAGUGGAGAAAUGAGAAUCUGGGGCUCAGAGACUCUCAGUUGUGUCAGGGUUUUCUCUUCAUCCUCAGGACCUCUGGGUUUCAAAGUUGGUGACCCCAGAACCACCCACACCCUCACAUUGGAUCAAGCCUCGUGUGCCUAGUGCUAUGUUGUAACCUGGGCUUGGGCCUGGAGCCCCUGCUUGCAAGGCCACAGGACCUCUUCCUGCCCACUUGGUGCUAUCUCAUCAUAACCAUCUAACAGAGCAGCCUGGUCUCCUGGAGCCCAUGGUUGGUCCUCAGAGCUUAGCUCUCUCUCUGGCUCCUGAUCCUAGAUUUUUUUUCUUUGAAGCUUUUUAGACCCAGACUCCCUUGACUCCAGAGAUGUCAGAGUCAGGGAAGGAAGUGAGCCAGGCUGAGGCGAGGAGAUUCACCCCUAUGCCCCAGUAAGCACACCAGCCCAGCCCCUAUUCCCUGCUACGCCAGUAUUACACCCAUCCUUUAAAGCAUCUAGUCCCACCUGAGGCACAUGCCAUCCAUUGGCCCCGCUGCCCAGUGCAGACUAGAAACCCAGGACAGGGAUGUGGACGCUUCUCUGCACCCCUACUUCAGAAGAGGCAUGUUGCACUUUAGUGGGGAGCCCAGAACAUUGGGCAGUGGCUUCCUGUAGCUUGAGUCCCUGUAGAUAGCCAUGGUGGCAUCCUGAUGGUUUGUGUGAAGCAGCUGUGCACAUGUGUGCAGUUCCUAGAGUCAAACUGCCGGCCUGAUGAUGACAUCACAGAGACGUAUUCUGUUCAACUUUGCCUUGGUAAUUACUGUAAACACUUUGUUCAUUUUUUUUUCUUUUUUAUUCACAAACUAAAUCCAUCAGGAAAUUAUAAACUUAUUUAAAAACUG